AUGCUUCCAUACUUGAUGUGCCACAAAUGCGAAGCUGGCUUGCCUUUUGCAAUUCUCAAUUCAAGACGUGUCCCCUUCCAGAGAGGAGUUUUCUGUAGUGAUGAAUCCAUCCGGUAUCCAUACAAAGAGGACACCAUUUCUUAUAAGUUGUUAGCAGGAAUAAUUAUUCCUUUCAGUAUAAUUGUUAUAAUCCUAGGAGAGACCCUCUCUGUCUUUUAUAAUCAUUUGCACUCAAAUUCAUUUGUCAGAAAUAACUACGUAGCCACUAUUUACAAAGCCAUUGGGACCUUCAUUUUUGGAGCAGCUGCUAGCCAGUCGUUGACAGACAUUGCCAAGUACUCCAUAGGUAGACUGCGUCCUCACUUCCUCGCUGUGUGCCAGCCCGACUGGGCACGAAUUAACUGCAGUCUAGGUUACAUUGAGAACUUCUCUUGCCAAGGCGACAAAGCAAAAAUCAAUGAGGGAAGACUAUCAUUUUACUCUGGCCAUUCUUCGUUCUCCAUGUACUGCAUGCUCUUCCUAGCACUUUACCUUCAGGCCAGAAUGAAAGGAGACUGGGCAAGACUUGUACGUCCUACCCUACAAUUUGGUCUUAUUGCUGCAUCUAUCUAUGUGGGUCUCUCACGUGUUUCUGAUUACAAGCAUCACUGGAGUGAUGUUUUAACAGGACUCAUUCAGGGAGCAGUGGUAGCUGUGCUCAUUGUUGUGUAUGUGUCUGACUUCUUCAAAGUGAGAGUAUGUACAUUUCAACCGAAAGAAGAUUCCCAUAACACAAACGGAAAUCACUUUGGCAGCAAUCAUCAACCAUGAAGAACGACCCACCUCACCUCUCUUGCUCUCUGAAAGGAAAACAAUUUCAUAACUAUGAAAUAUGUCUAACUAUGUAAUAUAAGUAAAUACCUUUAAGGGACUUGCUGCUGCUCUCGGAUGCUCACUUUACCUGUAUAUAGUAACAUCUACCACAGUUAUUGUGUAUCUAAAUUUCUGUUGGUUCAAGCUCUUGCUUCAAAGAAAAAAGCUAUUCAAAUUGUAAAUUUUUAUUGAAAACAUGGUAACAGUUAUAUUACAUACACUGCUGUUUGUACAUGCCUUGUUGAAACAACUGUGGUUUAAAUACACACCAUUAAAAGAAAUAAUGACUUGAGAUGGAAGUAGCAUGUGAAGCUGAUGAACUUGUUCCAUAAUGUGCAUCUAGUACUGUUUUUAAAAGGUAUCUUCUGUUACAGGUAAAGGCUUGCAGCGAACACAAUAUCUCUCUUGAUUUUUGUAAUCCCUAUUAAAAAGGAAAACCGUAUUAA
This is a messenger RNA of Pygoscelis adeliae (Adelie penguin), 1298 nucleotides long. RefSeq names its product phosphatidic acid phosphatase type 2A (gene PLPP1). The record is from RefSeq and is a predicted model, not a curated record. Gene Ontology annotation, biological process: signal transduction; phospholipid dephosphorylation; phospholipid metabolic process. Gene Ontology annotation, molecular function: phosphatidate phosphatase activity. NCBI's taxonomy places the organism in Eukaryota, Metazoa, Chordata, Aves, Sphenisciformes, Spheniscidae.